AUGGCACCGACCGAGAAGUCCGUCAAGCUUGAGGGCAUUGUCGGUGAACAUGACGACAAGGGUAAGAUGGAGGAACUUACCGCCGACAUGGCGAGUGGUCCCUUGGGUCUGAUCCAGAAUCCCUACGUCAGCUUCGUCUCCUUCUCGAUUGCCUUUGCUGGGUUCAUGUACGGAUACCCCGGUGGCGUUCUUUCCAAUAUCCUUACUGACGAAAACUUUGGCGCUCAUUUCCCAAGGAUCUACGCAGAUGCGACCUUCAAGGGCUGGGUGGUGGCCAGCAUGGAACUUUCAGGGGCAGUAGGAUCUAUUAUUGCGGCACCGCUCGCGGACAAAUACAGUCGCAGAUACGCUCUCCUUAUGUCGGUCGCAAUUAUCAUCGUUGGGACCUGCCUCCUAACUGGCGCUGUGAAUGCGGGCAUGAUCAUUGCUGGCCGCUUGAUUUGUGGCGUGGGCGCAAUUUACAACUGCGAAAUCGCUCCACCUCAGCUUCGUGGUACAUUGAUUGCCUUCUACAUGUUCUUCCUAACCUUGGGCAACAUGCUGGCCUUUUUCGUCACCUACGGCUUUCACUUUCUGGGCGGCAUCCGUUGUGCCCCUGAGACACCGUAUACUGGACCGAACAAUUCAUUUGAUCCAUAUAACGAUGUUCCAGCCGGUGGCUGCACCGGGCAAGGAGACGGCUCCUGGAGGAUCCCACUGGGCUUGCAGAUCCCUUUCGCUCUUAUACUUGGUCUUUUCGUGUGGUUGGCUCCUCCGUCGCCGCGCUGGCUUAUGAUGAAGAAUCGACCUGACGAAGCGCUCGACAUUAUGGAGAAGAUUCGACGGCUGCCACGAGACAGUAUCCUGGUUCAGACCGAGUUCCUCGAAAUGAAGGCCCACAUGAUCUAUGAACAGGAGCUUGAGCAAGAGCUGUAUCCAAAUGCAGGUCUACUCAGACUAACGUGGGAGACCUUCCAAAGGUUUUUCACAAACCGCGGACUGUUCAAGCGCCUGUAUAUUUGCGUGGUAUACAUGGUCUUGAACCAAUGGGCUGGGAUCAACGCUAUUCUCUACUACGCGCCUUUGAUCUUCUCCCAACUUGGUCUCAGCUACAAUACUACUGCGCUUCUUGCGACCGGCAUUGUUGGAUUGGUUUUCUGGCUCUCGUGUACAGUUGCCAUUCUUUAUUCGGACAAGUUUGGCCGUCGCAAUAUGCUCAUGCUUGGGCUGAGCAUCAUGAUCAUAGGCCACGCCGUUGUGGCUGGCAUUAUCGGGAAGUACUCUGGCCAAUUCGGCGUCUACACCAGCGCUGGAUAUGCGGGUGCCGCGUUCAUCUACAUCUACAUGAUCGGCUACGGAGUGACAUCUAUCAACAUGAACGUGAUCAGUUCCGAGAUCUUCCCCAGCCAACACCGCUCACAGGCCAUGGCUAUGAUUUUCGCCGUCAAUUGGAUUUGUAACUUCUCCGUUGCUCUUGCAACUCCUGUCAUGCUGGAGGAAAUCAAAUUUGGCACGUUCCUGAUCUUCGCUUUUUGUUGUAUUGGUAUGCUCCUGUGGACCAUAUUUGUCAUUCCUGAAACUUCUCACAAGACUGUCGAGGAGAUGGACAUCUUGUUCAAGGACCAGUUGGCCAGCGAUCAGGCUGCACGGAUGGCAAGGAUCUUCGAGAGGCUCGGCUUAGCUGGCGGUGGACACUCAUCCACUCAAGAGCUCAAGACCGGAGCGGCCAUUGAGCACCACGAUGUCAAGAAUUGA
Molecule: messenger RNA, 1734 nt
Organism: Exophiala xenobiotica
Lineage: Eukaryota; Fungi; Ascomycota; Eurotiomycetes; Chaetothyriales; Herpotrichiellaceae
Exons: 9
Coding region: 1-1734 (577 amino acids)
Biological process (GO): carbohydrate transport; transmembrane transport
Cellular component (GO): membrane
Molecular function (GO): carbohydrate:proton symporter activity
Source: RefSeq, a predicted model, not a curated record